GUCCGAUUGUAACUUUCAGCCUGCGUUUGCAUUUUACUGCUACUCAAUAACUAAGUUAUAUAUCAUUGCGUCAUGGGCGGACUAAAAGAGGAUCUAGCAUAUGACCCCCCCUGCCAUCCACGAGCAUGUGCCAUUCAAGCUUGUCUGACCAAGAACUCAUACCAGGAAGAGAAGUGCCAGUCGCAAAUCAAUGCCCUCUACGAAUGCUGCAAUUCGUUCUACAAGGAGCAAGGCGAAGAAGCGAAAACCCCGAGCUGUCCCAAGCCGAGUCUUCUGCGACUGAGGAUGAAGCAACGAGGCCAGGAAUCCUAGCUUGAACACGAGCUCCUGACGGUUGCUUUGUGUUGCUGUGUAGACAUGUAUAUAUUACCACACCGAGCGUUGCAGAUGUCGAAACACGAGGCCAAAGACCCUUGACCCAAAUACUACUGUAGAGUUGUGCGAAAAUUC
Messenger RNA from Aspergillus aculeatinus CBS 121060, 450 nucleotides. Its product is annotated as DUF1903-domain-containing protein. Lineage: Eukaryota; Fungi; Ascomycota; Eurotiomycetes; Eurotiales; Aspergillaceae. Gene Ontology annotation, cellular component: mitochondrial intermembrane space. The record is from RefSeq and is a predicted model, not a curated record. The coding region runs from base 73 to 312 and encodes 79 amino acids. The transcript has 4 exons.